Messenger RNA from Pan troglodytes (chimpanzee), 6489 nucleotides. RefSeq names its product latent transforming growth factor beta binding protein 1 (gene LTBP1). Lineage: Eukaryota; Metazoa; Chordata; Mammalia; Primates; Hominidae. Bases 373 to 5532 code for a protein of 1719 amino acids. The record is from RefSeq and is a predicted model, not a curated record. Gene Ontology annotation, molecular function: calcium ion binding; microfibril binding. The transcript has 34 exons.
GGAGUGUCCUGCGCGCUCUCGCUCGCUCUCGGCCACCCUCGCUGGGCCCCGCUGCGGCGCGCGCUGCACCCCCCGGCCGGGCGCGCGGACCCUCACCUUGCGCGGCCCGCUCCCCUCGCCCCUCCCCGCUCCCCGGGCUCCGCGCUCCCCACCCCCACGCCCUCCUCCUGCUCCCAGCCACAAUCGGCCGGGGUCUGGGGCCGCUCAGCUGCCCGCAGAGCCUCCUCCCUCGCCACCGACUUGGUCUCUUCCCGCCUUUCCCGGGCUCUCGGCAGCUCUCGGGGGAGCCCGAACGCGCGGGGAAAGGCGAGCCGCACGGCCGGGGGAGGGGGCGGGACCGCGCGCGGCCGGUCGCGCCCGCUGGGGCCCGCGAUGGCGGGGGCCUGGCUCAGGUGGGGGCUCCUGCUCUGGGCAGGGCUGCUCGCGUCCUCGGCGCACGGCCGGGUGCGGAGGAUCACCUACGUGGUGCACCCGGGCCCCGGCCUGGCAGCCGGCGCCUUGCCCCUGAGCGGGCCCCCGCGUUCGCGGACAUUCAACGUCGCGCUCAACGCCAGGUACAGCCGCAGCUCGGCGGCUGCCGGCGCCCCCAGCCGUGCCUCCCCCGGGGUCCCCUCGGAGAGGACCCGGCGCACGAGCAAGCCGGGCGGCGCGGCCCUGCAGGGGCUCAGACCGCCGCCGCCGCCGCCGGAGCCUGCGCGUCCCGCGGCCCCCGGCGGGCAGCUCCACCCCAAGCCCGGCGGCCACCCGGCAGCCGCCCCGUUCACCAAACAAGGCAGGCAAGUUGUGCGCUCCAAGGUGCCGCAGGAGACCCAGAGCGGCGGAGGCUCUAGGCUGCAGGUUCACCAGAAGCAGCAGCUGCAGGGGGUCAAUGUCUGUGGAGGGCGGUGCUGUCAUGGCUGGAGUAAGGCCCCUGGCUCCCAGAGGUGCACCAAACCUAGCUGUGUUCCGCCAUGUCAGAAUGGAGGGAUGUGUCUCCGGCCACAACUCUGUGUGUGUAAACCAGGGACCAAGGGCAAAGCCUGUGAAACAAUAGCUGCCCAGGACACCUCGUCACCAGUCUUUGGAGGGCAGAGUCCUGGGGCUGCUUCCUCGUGGGGCCCUCCUGAGCAAGCAGCAAAGCAUACUUCAUCUAAGAAGGCAGACACUCUACCAAGAGUCAGCCCUGUGGCCCAGAUGACCUUAACCCUCAAGCCGAAGCCUUCAGUGGGACUCCCCCAGCAGAUACAUUCUCAAGUGACUCCUCUUUCUUCCCAGAGUGUGAUGAUUCACCAUGGCCAGACCCAGGAAUACGUGCUCAAGCCCAAGUACUUUCCAGCCCAGAAGGGGAUUUCAGGAGAGCAGUCCACUGAAGGUUCUUUCCCUUUAAGAUACGUGCAGGAUCAAGUUGCGGCACCUUUUCAGCUGAGUAACCACACUGGCCGCAUCAAGGUGGUCUUUACUCCGAGCAUCUGUAAAGUGACCUGCACCAAGGGCAGCUGUCAGAACAGCUGUGAGAAGGGGAACACCACCACUCUCAUUAGUGAGAAUGGUCAUGCUGCCGACACCCUGACGGCCACGAACUUCCGAGUGGUAAUUUGCCAUCUUCCAUGUAUGAAUGGUGGCCAGUGCAGUUCAAGGGACAAAUGUCAGUGCCCUCCAAAUUUCACAGGAAAACUUUGUCAGAUCCCAGUCCAUGGUGCCAGCGUGCCUAAACUUUAUCAGCAUUCCCAGCAGCCAGGCAAGGCAUUGGGGACGCAUGUCAUCCAUUCAACACAUACCUUGCCUCUGACCGUGACUAGCCAGCAAGGAGUCAAAGUGAAAUUUCCUCCUAACAUAGUCAAUAUCCAUGUGAAACAUCCGCCUGAGGCUUCCGUCCAGAUACAUCAGGUUUCAAGAGUUGAUGGCCCAACAGGCCAGAAGACAAAAGAAGCUCAACCAGGCCAAUCCCAAGUCUCGUACCAAGGGCUUCCUGUCCAGAAGACCCAGACCAUACAUUCCACAUACUCCCACCAGCAGGUCAUUCCUCACGUCUACCCCGUGGCUGCUAAGACACAGCUUGGCCGGUGCUUCCAGGAAACCAUUGGGUCACAGUGUGGCAAAGCGCUCCCUGGCCUUUCAAAGCAAGAGGACUGCUGUGGAACUGUGGGUACCUCCUGGGGCUUUAACAAAUGCCAGAAAUGCCCCAAGAAACCAUCUUAUCAUGGAUACAACCAAAUGAUGGAAUGCCUACCGGGUUAUAAGCGGGUUAACAACACCUUUUGCCAAGAUAUUAAUGAAUGUCAGCUACAAGGUGUAUGCCCUAAUGGUGAGUGUUUGAAUACCAUGGGCAGCUAUCGAUGUACCUGCAAAAUAGGAUUUGGGCCGGAUCCUACCUUUUCAAGUUGUGUUCCUGAUUCCCCUGUGAUCUCGGAAGAGAAAGGGCCCUGUUACCGACUUGUCAGUUCUGGAAGACAGUGUAUGCACCCUCUGUCUGUUCACCUCACCAAGCAGCUCUGCUGUUGUAGUGUGGGCAAGGCCUGGGGCCCACACUGUGAGAAAUGUCCCCUUCCAGGCACAGCUGCUUUUAAGGAAAUCUGUCCUGGUGGAAUGGGUUAUACGGUUUCUGGCGUUCAUAGACGCAGGCCAAUCCAUCACCAUAUAGGUAAAGGACCUGUAUUUGUCAAGCCAAAGAACACUCAACCUGUUGCUAAAAGUACUCAUCCUCCACCUCUCCCAGCCAAGGAAGAGCCAGUGGAGGCCCUGACCUUCUCCCGGGAACACGGGCCAGGAGUGGCGGAGCCAGAAGUGGCAACUGCACCCCCUGAAAAGGAAAUACCUUCAUUGGAUCAAGAGAAAACCAAACUUGAGCCUGGUCAACCCCAGCUGUCUCCAGGCAUUUCCACUAUUCAUCUGCGUCCACAGUUUCCAGUAGUGAUUGAAAAAACAUCACCUCCUGUGCCUGUUGAAGUAGCUCCUGAAGCUUCUAAGUCUAGUGCCAGCCAAGUGAUUGCUCCUACUCAAGUGACAGAAAUCAAUGAAUGUACUGUGAACCCUGAUAUCUGUGGAGCAGGACACUGCAUUAACCUACCAGUGAGAUAUACCUGUAUAUGCUACGAGGGCUACAAGUUCAGUGAACAACAGAGGAAAUGUGUGGAUAUUGAUGAGUGUACUCAGGUCCAACACCUCUGCUCCCAGGGACGCUGUGAAAACACCGAGGGAAGUUUCUUGUGCAUUUGCCCAGCAGGAUUUAUGGCCAGUGAGGAGGGUACUAACUGCAUAGAUGUUGACGAAUGCCUGAGGCCGGACGUCUGUGGGGAGGGGCACUGUGUCAAUACUGUGGGGGCCUUCCGGUGUGAAUACUGUGACAGCGGGUACCGCAUGACUCAGAGAGGCCGUUGUGAGGAUAUUGAUGAAUGUUUGAAUCCAAGCACUUGUCCAGAUGAGCAGUGUGUGAAUUCUCCUGGAUCUUACCAGUGCGUUCCCUGCACAGAAGGAUUCCGAGGGUGGAAUGGACAGUGCCUUGAUGUGGACGAGUGCCUGGAACCAAACGUCUGCACAAAUGGUGAUUGUUCCAACCUUGAAGGCUCCUACAUGUGUUCAUGCCACAAAGGCUAUACCCGGACUCCGGACCACAAGCACUGUAGAGAUAUUGAUGAAUGUCAGCAAGGGAAUCUAUGCGUAAACGGGCAGUGCAAAAAUACCGAGGGCUCCUUCAGGUGCACCUGUGGACAGGGGUACCAGCUGUCGGCAGCUAAAGACCAGUGUGAAGACAUUGAUGAAUGCCAGCACCGUCAUCUCUGUGCUCAUGGGCAGUGCAGGAACACUGAGGGCUCUUUUCAAUGUGUGUGUGACCAGGGUUACAGAGCAUCUGGGCUUGGAGACCACUGUGAAGAUAUCAAUGAAUGCUUGGAGGACAAGAGUGUUUGCCAGAGAGGAGACUGCAUUAAUACUGCAGGGUCCUAUGACUGUACUUGUCCGGAUGGAUUUCAGCUAGAUGACAAUAAAACAUGUCAAGAUAUUAAUGAAUGUGAACAUCCAGGGCUCUGUGGUCCACAAGGGGAGUGCCUAAACACAGAGGGUUCUUUCCAUUGUGUCUGCCAACAGGGUUUCUCAAUCUCUGCAGAUGGCCGUACGUGUGAAGAUAUUGAUGAAUGUGUAAACAACACUGUUUGUGACAGUCACGGGUUUUGUGACAAUACAGCUGGCUCCUUCCGCUGCCUCUGUUAUCAGGGCUUUCAAGCCCCACAGGAUGGGCAAGGGUGUGUGGAUGUGAAUGAAUGUGAACUGCUCAGUGGGGUGUGUGGUGAAGCCUUCUGUGAAAACGUGGAAGGGUCCUUCCUGUGCGUGUGUGCUGAUGAAAACCAAGAGUACAGCCCCAUGACUGGGCAGUGCCGCUCCCGGACCUCCACAGAUUUAGAUGUAGAUGUAGAUCAACCCAAAGAAGAAAAGAAAGAAUGCUACUAUAAUCUCAAUGACGCCAGUCUCUGCGAUAAUGUGUUGGCCCCCAAUGUCACGAAACAAGAAUGCUGCUGUACAUCAGGCGCGGGAUGGGGAGAUAACUGCGAAAUCUUCCCCUGCCCGGUCUUGGGAACUGCUGAGUUCACUGAAAUGUGUCCCAAAGGGAAAGGUUUUGUGCCUGCUGGAGAAUCUUCUGAAGCUGGUGGUGAGAACUAUAAAGAUGCAGAUGAAUGCCUACUUUUUGGACAAGAAAUCUGCAAAAAUGGUUUCUGUUUGAACACUCGGCCUGGGUAUGAAUGCUACUGUAAGCAAGGGACGUACUAUGAUCCUGUGAAACUGCAGUGCUUUGAUAUGGAUGAAUGUCAAGACCCCAGUAGUUGUAUUGAUGGCCAGUGUGUUAAUACAGAGGGCUCUUACAACUGCUUCUGUACUCACCCCAUGGUCCUGGAUGCGUCAGAAAAAAGAUGUAUACGACCGGCUGAGUCAAACGAACAAACAGAAGAAACUGAUGUCUACCAAGAUUUGUGCUGGGAACAUCUGAGUGAUGAGUACGUGUGUAGCCGGCCUCUUGUGGGCAAGCAGACAACGUACACUGAGUGCUGCUGUCUGUAUGGAGAGGCCUGGGGCAUGCAGUGUGCCCUCUGCCCCAUGAAGGAUUCAGAUGACUAUGCUCAGCUGUGUAACAUCCCCGUGACGGGACGCCGGCAGCCAUAUGGACGGGACGCCUUAGUUGACUUCAGUGAACAGUAUACUCCAGAAACCGAUCCCUACUUCAUCCAAGACCGUUUUCUAAAUAGCUUUGAGGAGUUACAGGCUGAGGAAUGCGGCAUCCUCAAUGGAUGUGAAAAUGGUCGCUGUGUGAGGGUCCAGGAAGGUUACACCUGUGAUUGCUUUGAUGGGUAUCACUUGGAUACGGCCAAGAUGACCUGUGUCGAUGUAAAUGAAUGUGAUGAGUUGAACAACCGGAUGUCUCUCUGCAAGAAUGCCAAGUGCAUUAACACCGAUGGUUCCUACAAGUGUUUGUGUCUGCCAGGCUACGUGCCUUCUGACAAGCCAAACUACUGCACUCCGUUGAAUACCGCCUUGAAUUUAGAGAAAGACAGUGACCUGGAGUGAAACAGAAUCUACAUAACCUAAGCCCAUAUACUCUGCACUGUGUAAAGGAAAAGGGAGAAAUGUAUUAUACUUGAGACAUUGCACCUACCCCGGAAGGCUGGAAAUAUAGAAACAGCAUGGAGUUGCAAGUCCUCUGAAGACAAUGAGAGGAUUUAGGAUGAGCCCGACAGGUGUGGCAGACCAAAUGGACAUUUCUCUAAAAAACCAGUAUAUAUAGUCUGUUCAUAUGUAAAAUUCAAUGGAAGAGAGGUGGAACAGUGCUGUUAUUUUAAACAGAAGGUUGUAUUAUUAUGUUGUUUUGUUUUUUUACUAUUGCUUGAUUAAAUUUGGCAUUAAAUAGUGGUGGAAAUAUUUUAUAUAAUUUUCAUUUUUUGGUUGUGCAGUUCCUUGGCUACUGUUUUUCUUUUACUUCAGUUUUUUAAAAAUCUCAAAUGAAAAAGUCUUCGAUACAAUAUUGUUAAGCUGUAUUAUAAGUAUUGUUACACAGAGUUAUGCAAUUCCCGGCCUGGAGCAUUUUUGAAAUUCAAAUUGUCUGUCCUGUGGAGCAGGCAGUGAUUUUGUUCCAAAACUUUGUAUACACAUUUGGAGAAAAGUACUUUAUAUUUUCAGUGUUUUGUCUGAUUUUAAUGUCCAUUCUUAGCCAAGCUGCUAGCAGGUGUUAAUUGGAUCCCUUUCCUUCAUUGAAAUGGAAGAGUUUAUAAGCUUACGUUAGUAUUGUAAUAUGUAAAGUAAGCCCAACAAAAAUUUUUAAAAAUUUGAUGAUCCCCAAUAUAUCUACCAUUGUAUGUUAAAGUGAAAUAAAUCACCAUUUUUGUAGAAAAAAUUCUACCUGAGAGUAAUUGUCAGCGAGUACCUGUGUAUAAGUUGUAUCCCCCUCUCCCCACUUUUAUCUUUACCAGUGGUCUUCUGUUAAUGUAGUGUCUUUUACAAGUUAAUCAUUAAAUUUGUUAGAUCUUG